AUGGAAGAGUUCUCUUUUCCAUUUCAACCGUACGACAUCCAACUCCGGUUGAUGCGAGAAAUUCGUGAAUGCAUCGAUCAUCGUCAGGUUGGCAUUUUCGAAUCGCCAACGGGAACCGGAAAGUCAUUGAGUGUGUUGUGCUCGACGAUGACGUGGCUGGAGGAGGAAGAGAAACGAAUCGAGAAUGAAUUGGAAGGGAAACAGAAAGAGGCGGAAAGAAAAAUCAAGGAGUUCGAAAUGGAGAAGGGAGAUUUCGUGGAAGCGGAAAGGAAAAAGUUGAAGGCGCGAAUCGAAGAAAGCGAAGUGAAUGAGAGAAUUUCAGAGAGGAAGAAGUGCGGAAUUGAGAAUGAAAUAAAACGAAAUAAAAAAGUUUCAGAAUGGAAAUAAGGGUCGAGCAGGCGAAAAAGGGAGUAGUGGAAGUGUCGAGAAAAAGGAAAACGGCAUUGAAAGAAAGCGAUUUUGGCAUGGAAGAAGAACCGAAAGAUGUAAAAAAAAUUGCUAAGCGGGACGAAUCUUGCAGUUUUCAGGAGUUUGCACCGUCGGAAGAGUACCAUUCAGACGGCGAAGGACACUCUGACUUGAGAGCAGAAGGGGAAGAGGAAGAGAAACCACUGAAGUGCCUGAAAGUUAGUCCUUCCCUUUCUGCUCCCUCUCUAUCUAUCAGUGCGUUUUCGUUUUCAGAUCUACUACGCAUCGCGAACGCAUUCUCAGCUCGAGCAACUGAUUGAAGAACUCGCCAAAACGAGAUUUCAGCCGCGCGUCGUCACGUGUGCAUCGAGGGGCACUCUUUGUGUGAACGAAAAUGUGAAGAAACUUAAACUGAACCAUUUGAUCAAUGAAAAGUGCAUGGAAUUGCGAAAGAACGGGUCGGCCGGAGAGAAGAAGCAGAAGACGGAAGAUGGAACGAAAAAGAAGAAGACGUGCGCGACGUCGUGUGAAUUCUACAAUACGACGCAGAUCGAAGACGUCGUGAACGGAGUCUUGGCCAACAAACUGACAACAACUCUGCAGGUCACAAAACAGGGGAAAAUGUCUCUGGGAUGCCCGUACUUCGCCACUCGCAAGGCUGUUCCUCAGUGCCAACUCGUCCUCCUGCCUUAUCAAGUUCUGCUCCACGACGGCACACGACAAGCGUGGGGAAUCGAUCUGACUGACAAUGUGGUGGUUUUAGACGAAGCACACAACGUUCUCAGCACUAUCAACUCCCUUUACUCUUCCGAGAUCUCCACUAAAUCACUGACAUUAGCUCUGCGGCUCAUCCGAGAGUACAUCGUCACUUACAAGCUGCGUCUGAAGGCCAAAAACCUUUUGUAUAUGAAGCAGUUGGAGUCGCUCACGAGCAAGAUGCUCACUUUCCUGAACAGUCAAUCGAAAGAAGAUGUAAUGACGAUGGCGGAACUGACCCGUCAUCUGAAUAUUCUGGGAAUCAAUCUCUUCAAAUUAGCCGCCUACAUUGAAAAAACCGAUUUGUGCAAGAAAUUCCAUGGAUUCUAUAUGCAAUUGCAGAAAAACGUGAGUAGAAUGUGCUGGAAAUAAAGUCAAAAGUCACAAAGAUAAUUCAGGAAGUGAAAAAAGAAAACGAAAAGCCGAAGUUGACAGGAAUUCAGAAGUUGAUGGCUAAAAAAGAAGAGGGCAAGAAUUCUUUGCUUUGUGGAGUUUACUAUUUUAUUCUUUCAGAAAUGAAAGAAGUGCAAUCAGUAGAGCCAGAGAAGGCUCCUCCGAGGCCAGUUCCUUCUCCUCUUUUCGCCCUGAAAUCUUUCAUCGAUGCGCUGACGAACAAGUGCGACGACGGUAGAAUCGUCGUUGAGAAGACUCCGUCCGAUGCAAAGUCACACUUCCCUCUCAUUUUUUAUCCCUAAUUGACUUUUCAGGUUCCGUUUCAUACUCCUAAAUCCGGCUGACCGUUUGUCAGAAGUGGUCAAGUCCUGCAGGGCCACCAUCCUCGUCGGCGGAACAAUGGAACCUGCUCAGCUCCUCGUGGAGACCCUCUCCCGUGGAUCCAUCGGUCCCGAGUCGAUCCGCCGUUUCUCGUGCGCCCACGUCAUCGAUGAUUCGCAGCUUUUGGCUGUGACUGUCGAGAAGACAGUCGAUGGGAAACCUUUUCAGCUGACCUAUCAGACCCGUUCCAACGACGCUACACUCAAAUCGUUGGCUCUCUCGAUUCAGAACCUCGUUCCGCACCUUCCGAACGGCGUUGUUAUCUUCGUUCCUUCAUAUGACUUCCUCUAUAACUUCCAGAAGAAAAUGAACGAAUUCGGAAUCAUGAAACGGAUUGAGGUUAGACGUAUUCAGAACUGAUCUCCCCAACGGCGAUUUGCAGGAAAAGAAAAGUGUGUUCACUGAGAGUCAACAGCCGACAUCUGACGUUUGGGAACGGUUCAGCCGAGCAGCCAGAACUCCAAAAGGAGCCGUUUUCUUCGCGGUGGUCGGCGGAAAAAUGAGCGAGGGAAUCAAUUUUUGCGACGAACUUGGUCGUGCUGUCAUUGUUAUCGGACUUCCCUACCCAAACAAGACGAGUGUCGAAUUGAAGGAGAGAAUGAGGGUUCAUCAUUUUGAAACAGUGCAUUCUCACAAAUUACUCAUUCAGUUCCUCGACGGCCAGAUGCCAAACGGUGGUUCCCUGCUCUACGAAUCUCUGUGUAUGCACGCUGUCAAUCAGGCAAUCGGCCGAGCCAUCCGCCAUCGGAGGGACUACGCGGCAGUCUAUCUAUUCGAUGAACGCUUCGGCAAGGAAUCGACAAGAAGCAAACUGUCCGCAUGGAUCGGAGACCGUACUCAGACACAUCUCGGAUUCGGCGAGAUUGUUCGAAAAACUCGCACGUUUUUCGAAGCGAACAAGAAACCAUAA
Molecule: messenger RNA, 2848 nt
Organism: Caenorhabditis sp. 36 PRJEB53466
Lineage: Eukaryota; Metazoa; Nematoda; Chromadorea; Rhabditida; Rhabditidae
Source: the annotation of a GenBank genome assembly